Molecule: messenger RNA, 1448 nt
Organism: Fukomys damarensis (Damara mole-rat)
Lineage: Eukaryota; Metazoa; Chordata; Mammalia; Rodentia; Bathyergidae
Gene: Sostdc1
Product: sclerostin domain containing 1
Exons: 2
Coding region: 155-775 (206 amino acids)
Biological process (GO): negative regulation of BMP signaling pathway; negative regulation of Wnt signaling pathway
Molecular function (GO): BMP binding
Source: RefSeq, a predicted model, not a curated record
CACUCUGGAGCUCUACACAACUUUACACCUGAAUGAACGCCAAGCCUCUGUGGAUAUAUAAAGGGGACCUUGAAGAGGAAUUUCACAGUUACAGUGGAGCAGCAGAGGGAAAGGAAUUAACCAGCUCUUCAGCCAAGCAAAUCCUCCACUCACCAUGCUUCCUCCUACCAUUCAUUUCUAUCUCAUUCCCCUUGCAUGCAUCCUGAUGAAAAGCUGUUUGGCUUUUAAAAAUGAUGCCACAGAAAUCCUUUAUUCACAUGUGGUCAAACCUGUUCCAGCACACCCCAGCAGCAACAGCACGCUGAACCAAGCCAGAAAUGGAGGCAGGCAUUUCAGUAACACUGGACUGGAUCGGAACAGUCGGGUCCAGGUGGGUUGCCGGGAAUUGCGGUCCACCAAAUACAUCUCAGAUGGCCAGUGCACCAGCAUCAGCCCUCUGAAGGAGCUGGUGUGUGCGGGCGAGUGCUUGCCCCUGCCUGUGCUCCCUAACUGGAUUGGAGGAGGCUAUGGAACCAAGUACUGGAGCAGGAGGAGCUCCCAGGAGUGGAGGUGUGUCAACGACAAGACGCGCACCCAGAGAAUCCAGUUGCAGUGCCAAGAUGGCAGCACGCGCACCUACAAAAUCACGGUGGUCACUGCCUGCAAGUGCAAGAGGUAUACCCGGCAGCACAAUGAGUCCAGCCACAACUUUGAGAGCGUGUCGCCUGCCAAGCCAGCCCAGCAUCACAGAGAGAGGAAGAGAGCCAGCAAAUCCAGCAAGCACAGCAUGAGUUAGAACUCAGACUCUCAGGCUGGACUGACUCUAACCAUCUGCUUUACAGAUUUGAUUGCUUGGAAGACUCAAGCCUGCCACUGCUAUUUUCUCACUUGAAAGUAUAAUGCUUUCUGCUUUGAUCAAACCCAGCAAGCUGUCCUGAUUCAGGACCUCCUCUGGGAAUAGCUUUUCCUCUUCAAGUUUUUCAAGAUGUGUGUAUGUUCAUGCGUGCAAUUUGCAUUUAAAUUCCAUACAUCCUGUAGUUUUAAUCCCUGUCAUUCUUAAAAGACUAUUGAUACUAUACGCAUUGCUCAGUCAUGACAUUUUAAAACAGUUUCUAAGUUCAUCCCUGUCAUUUCCAGACAACAGCCCUUCAAAACGGAAAAGUUUAAAAAAUUGUUGCUGUGAAUCUUCACAGUAACGUUUGAAAAAGGUGCUUUUUCAGAAAUUUUCAUGGAAAUAAUUUAGCAGCCAUGAGUGAUCUUCUUUGAAAGAGGGAGAAAGACCUUGUGACAUUUCACUUCAAAAAUAAGCCCUGUAGCUUUUUACACUCUCAUAGUUUGAAAUUAUACCCUGCAUGCUGACCCUUGCUUGGAAUGGAAUGCCAGAAAUGCAUGGCAGCAGCUAAUAAGUAAAGCUGAUUAACUAUUUAUUUGUCAAUGUUAUUAUUUAAUGAGAUUUCACAUGUGAUUUU